AGAAUGUGUCAAUGUCAUUCAAUCAGACAUAUAUUUUACCAAAAUAAUAUUUAUAAGUUGAAACGAAGAUAUUUUUUUUAACUUUAUAAUGUCUGAUAAAAAGGAAUCAAAUGAAGAAAAGAAACCUAUAGUAAUAAAGAAUGCUACGGACUUGCAAAGAUUGAAACUCGAAAAGCUUAUGAAGAAUCCAGACAAACCAGUGGUUAUACCAGACCCACCUAGACAAAAAACGUUAGCACCUCCCCCUGAUUUUGUGCGUAAUGUUAUGGGAUCGAGUGCAGGAGCAGGAUCUGGAGAGUUCCAUGUAUACAGACAUUUAAGACGAAAGGAAUAUGCUAGACAAAAGUUUAUACAGGAAAAAAGUGAAAAGGAAAAACUUGAUGAUGAAUACCAUAGGAAAAUUGAAGAAAAUAGGAAAGCUGCAGAAGAAAAAACAGCAAAGAAAAGGGCAAAAAGAUUAAAGAAAAAACAAAAAGCAAAGUCCAAAAUGAAGAAACCAAAGACUGGUACAGAACAGUCCUCACAGUCAGAGUCUGAUAAAAAUUCUGAUGAAAGUGAAUCAGAGAACAAUGAAAAUAAAAGUAGUGAUAAUGAUAAAUGUUAACAUAGGUUAAUAGAAC
Papilio machaon (common yellow swallowtail) is the source of this 620-nucleotide messenger RNA. Its product is annotated as PRKR-interacting protein 1 homolog. The transcript is spliced from 3 exons. The coding region runs from base 89 to 604 and encodes 171 amino acids. The record is from RefSeq and is a predicted model, not a curated record. Gene Ontology annotation, cellular component: nucleolus. Gene Ontology annotation, molecular function: double-stranded RNA binding; protein kinase binding; protein kinase inhibitor activity. Gene Ontology annotation, biological process: negative regulation of protein kinase activity. Lineage: Eukaryota; Metazoa; Arthropoda; Insecta; Lepidoptera; Papilionidae.